This is a messenger RNA of Colius striatus (speckled mousebird), 618 nucleotides long. Its product is annotated as basic proline-rich protein-like. Bases 1 to 618 code for a protein of 205 amino acids. NCBI's taxonomy places the organism in Eukaryota, Metazoa, Chordata, Aves, Coliiformes, Coliidae. The transcript has a single exon. The record is from RefSeq and is a predicted model, not a curated record.
AUGCAGGCAGUGAGCAUCCCGGGGCAGGCAACGAGCAUCCCAGAGCAGGCAACGAGCAUCCCGGGGCACAGGUGCCGUGCAGGGACGGGCACCGAGCACGGCAGGGCUGGCAGCAGCCCGGGGCACGCCGGGUCCCCUCCGCUGGCCGCUCCUUGCCCAGCACAUCGCCCACUCGCCACCCGCCUCGCCAGCGCCCAACAGCCCCGGUGCGGGGGGGAUGCCCGUCCCCGGCAGCCCCCUCCCGCCGCGCCUUCGCCCCCGCGGCCCGGCCCGUGGCGAGGGGAAGCGGAGGCCAGCCCGGGCUCCCCCCGCGCCCAGCCGCCACCGGCGUCGCUCCCGCCGCAGCCUCCCGCCGCCGCCCCGCUCCGGUGCCGCCCCGCUCCGGUGCCGCCGCGCCGGGGGCCACGCCGCAAGGGGUGCCCGGGGGGCUCCUCCGUGCCCCGGCGGCUUUUCACCCGGCUGCAGGUCGCGGCAAGGAAAGAGCAGCGGCAGCAGCGGGCGAGAAAGGCUCGGCCCUCCCGCAGCAUCCCCUGUUCACCCCCCAUCCCACCCCCCGUCUUUCUCGCUGGGGAGGUAGCGCACGGGGAACUCGAAGGGCUGAAAUCCCGAGUCGGGUGA